GCCAUUUAUUCACAGCCUCCAUGCCAGAAGAUAAUACACGCACGCCGUGUCAUCAUUUCGAGUAAAUGAACGUAUACUGAAGAUUAAAAGUUGAACGCCAUAAAGAAGAUCUAUAUGUAAAUGUUACACAGCUAGAUUCAAUAGAGACAGAAAGAAACAAAGGUACAAGAAGAUGUCUACUGAGACUGAGAAGCCAUAUGAUCCUAAUGACACAGUCCAAAGUAUGAAUUCAGUUGCAGAAGGGGAUACUUCAAUUUCAUCAGAAAAAGUAAUAAGUCCCACAAAGAGCCUUAACAUGUCAAAGAACAACAACUAUGGGGAUAAUGGAGCUUAUAUAGAAAGAGAUAAGUCCAAAUUGACCAAUGGUGUCAAGGAAGAGGAAUCAGACCCCCCACUGACCAAUGGGCAUUCUGACUCCCAAUCCCAGGAUGGACCUGUAAUGAAUGGUAUUAAUGGUGAGGGUGAUGAAGAAAAUGGUGCCAUUGAUGGUCACGACAAAGAAAAAGAAGAGGCAAAGACUAAUGAACAGAAUACUUCACCUCCAGAGGAAGAAAAGAAAGUAGUUGAAGAAGCCAAAAUAACCGUUCAGACACCCCCGGUUAGUUCAGGAGAACCCACUGCAGGGGACAACCAGCCUAAAGUAACCUAUAGUGCCACUUCCACCCCCAAAACAGGAGGGGACCCAGGAGAUGGCUUGAUAUACGGAAUGGACGAGUUAGCUCCAGCUGACAGUUUCCGUGUGUGGCAGCGUGAUGCAGCUGUAAAGCUACAGGUUGGUGAGGAAGCCUCGGAGAAACCACUCACUAUCAUGUCAGCAUUUGUGGAUGUGGUGAAGAGAAUACCUAACAACACCGCUCUAGCAACCAAGGAAGGGGAGGAGUGGAAGACUUGGUCAUACAGACAGUACUAUGAUGAUGUGAAGAGAGCAGCUAAAUCAUUCAUUAAGCUUGGUUUAGAUUCAUUUGGAGGAGUUGGCAUUUUAGGAUUCAACUCACCAGAGUGGUUGAUCUCCAACCUUGGGACAAUAUUUGCAGGUGGUUUGGCCACUGGGAUAUAUGCCACCAACUCCCCCGAGGCCUGCGAGUACAUCAUCAGUAACAGUAAGACCAAUGUAGUGGUGGUAGAGAACAAUGUUCAGCUGCAGAAAAUACUGAAGAUAUGGGACAAAGUGCCCCACCUCAAGGCCGUAGUGCAAUAUAAGGAUGAAGUUGCAGAGAGAAGGCCAAAUGUGUACUCCUGGCAAGAGUUUAUGGACCUUGGCAAGGAAACAGCAGACAGUGUUCUAGUGGAGAGAAUAAAGGCUCAGAGACCAAACCAGUGCUGCACCCUUAUUUACACAUCAGGGACAACUGGAAAUCCUAAAGGUGUUAUGUUGAGCCAUGACAAUUAUACUUGGUUAUCUAGAAAGAUCGUUGGAGCAACCAGGCUUAAGUUUGGUCAAGAGGUUUUGGUCAGCUAUCUUCCCCUCAGCCAUGUUGCUGCCCAGAUUGUGGAUAUCUAUGGACCUCUCAUAGCUGGAGCGGCUGUGUACUUUGCCCGACCAGAUGCUCUCAAGGGUACGCUACGUAUCACCUUGAAUGAAGUCCACCCAACUGUAUUCUUUGGUGUUCCUCGAGUGUGGGAGAAGAUCCAGGAAGGACUGAAGGAACUGGGGAAGCAGACGACAGGCAUUAAGAAGAAGGUGGCCACUUGGGCAAAGGGAGUGGGUUAUAAAGGGUCAAUGAGCCUGAUGAAUGGUGGAGGUACCCCCUUUGGCUGGUCCCUGGCUAACCUGCUGUUGUUCAGGAAGGUGCGUACUGGGCUGGGACUGGACAGGUGUAGUGUCUGCAGCUGUGGAGCAGCUCCAGUGAUGAAAGAAACCUUGGACUUCUUCCUGGGAGUGAACAUUCCAAUAAUGGAGACAUAUGGCAUGAGUGAAUCCACAGGCCCUCACACAAUAUCUGUGCCAUGGAGGUACCGCCUGACCUCUGUAGGGUUUAAUGUACCCGGCACCAAGACAGACAUUCUUAACCCAGAUGAAGAUGGCUGUGGAGAGGUGUGUAUGCGUGGCCGCCAUGUGUUCAUGGGGUAUCUGGACACUGAAGAGAAGACCUGUGAAGCCUUGGAUGCUGACGGAUUGCUGCACUCUGGAGACAUAGGAAAGAUUGACAAAGAUGGGUUUAUCUACAUCACUGGGAGAAUAAAAGAGCUGAUUAUCACAGCUGGAGGAGAGAAUGUGGCUCCUGUGCCCAUUGAAGACACAGUGAAGGAGGAACUCCCAGGGAUCAGUAAUGUUAUGCUGGUUGGAGACAAGAGGAAGUUUCUUUCAAUGCUCCUUACCAUGAAAGUAGAGGUGGAUGACAAUGGUGCUCCUACAGACAAAUUAAGCAAGGUGGCCACAGACUGGUGCAGAUCCCUGGGCAGCAGUGCCAGCACAGUGUCAGAUAUUUUAGACAAUAAUGAUGCCAAGGUGUUAAAGGCCAUUCAGGAGGGAAUCGAUAGGGCUAAUGCAAAGUCCACAUCAAGAGCACAGAAGGUGCAGAAGUGGUCACUCCUGGCCAAGGACUUCUCCAUACCUGGAGGAGAACUGGGACCAACAUUGAAGUUAAAGAGACCAGUGGUUUCCAAAAUGUACAAAAAUACUAUAGACAAAUUCUAUGAGGAGUAAAUUUAGACACACUUUCUUUCACAACUGCUUUCAAGAAGCUGCCAGCAGAAAUUGAAACUGAACAGUUACAAGAAUAUGCAAAAAAUACCCUUUAAUCUUUCUGUUCACACGUGGAACUUUUAAAGCAAGCGUCUGUUUAUGAUUAGCAAAAAAUAAUUUACCAGCUGAAAGAGACUUGCAUUAAUGUUAUUAAAUGCCACUUCAUUUUCUCCAUAAAGUAUCUGAAGACAGGGAAAGUAAUUGCCAUGUGAUUGUGAGUGAAAUCCAUUGAUGACCUUCAGACCCUCCAAUAUAGGUUCAUGAAACCUUCACCUGUCAGGUCAUAUGCACUUAAUUUGGAAAAUGUACUUUUACUAUUAUAAUACCUUAGCGCAUUGUUAAGGUAAGAUGCAUAUUAUGGAAGCUCACCCAUACUCAAACUUCCUGAGUUUAGUCCAGCUUCAGAGUGAAAGAAUAUAUACCAGAAGCUGUAGUGUUAUGUCUGACAAUUACAUUAUUAGUCAUUCGAUCACCUUUAUGUUGCUCAUGUGUUUGAGUAUGAACAAGCUUUUCGAGUACAGGCCAGAGUCCUUCCAAAAUGACAGAUACUAGUACAAUAUAUUUAUGCAAGAGGUUUAAGGAAAUCUAGAUUAGCCAGCAUGUAUUUACAUGUAGGUAAGCAGCAGAACACUGUUUUAUGUAAGAUUAGAAUUUAUCAUAAGCGGAAGAAGGCAUUUAUAUUGAGAGAAAAAAGGUUACUAGGUUCAUAAAUAAUUUCAGCAUAUUUCCAAAGUAUUUUUAACAGAGAGUGAUGCUUUUGUAUAUUUUUUCUAUUAAGAUAAUAAUUUUGAAAAAAAUACUGUAUAUAGCAGUUAUGUAUGUGAAGACUAUCCAUGUUUUCAAUUGUUAAUGGUUGUGAUGACGUCCCUAGUUUUAUGACGUGUGGGAACCCAAUUUUGGCACUCAAUUGUGUUUAGAAUAAUAUCAGGAAAUUGACUUUGGUAUCAAUUUGAAUGAGAGUUUGCUGUCGUGUUCAACCCAAGACUGUUUAAGUAAUGUGUAUGGCGCCACCUGGUGAUUGCCCACAAUAUAACUUAAAACACUGCAGAUUUUAUUCCAGUUUCAGUGAAGAAUUGCAAAACUUAUGAUCCAUAAAAUUUGCAAAAAUGGUCUUUCUUUUACAUUUUAGAAGUAUGUGUCGGCCUAUCAGCAUCACUUAUGUUUUUGCUUUUUUCUUUAUUAGUGAAGUACAGCUCUGGUAAAGAGUCUGGUUCCAACCUAUUUGCUGAGUAUUGAGUGCUAGGAAAUUGCUAGAAAAUUGACAUUUUUGAACGUGGGAUGUAGACUUCCUUUCAACAUAAAAUAAUUGACUCAAAGAGCAGUAUUUGGAGUUUGAGAACAGCAGAGAAAGGUUACUAAUACAUAUUAGAUAAGAUUAAGAGACCGAUUCUCCUCACUGCCUUUGUUCAAUCAGAUCUAUAAUUAAAGUACAUAUCUUCUCUUUUUCCUUGUCAACUGAUGAGCAGAAAUAAUAUAUCACAAAGCAAUGAUACCUGGACAUGUGAAAUCUGGCAUAAAACAUGCAGAAAGGAUUCAUGAUUCUGGAAUAAUCGUGGUAAUUUCUACAUUAUAUUGCUGAUACUGAUGCCUCAAGUUCUGUGAACAGAAAAAUUCUCAAAGGUGAUCAAUGUGCAGACUGAUAGUCAUCAAUAGUUUGUGUGGAAAGUAGCAUUUAAGUCAGCAUUAACCUUGUCCUUGUUCUGUGAAUAGAUAUGGCCAAUGGCCACAAGAAUUUAAAAAAAAAAAAGAACAUUAAUUGGUCGGAAAAUUAGUAGACCUGAAGCCAACAGCAUGCUUUUUGCAGAUCUCCAAAUGGCUGAAUUUUAAAAGAUUACUUUGGUUGUUUUGAUGACAAGUGUCUAAGACAAUAUUGUAAUUGUUUGUAUCAUCAGUGCAAGUCUAAGCUAAAUCUGGUGAGAAUGAAAGUGGAGGGUUGGAAGUUAAGGAGUAAAUGGCUACAUUAGGGCCCUUAGCACAUUAAUCAGUAUUGCUAAACUAGAGACUGCCAACUCGGUAGCCUGGAUUUUAUGUAAUAAAGUCACUGAAAUGGAGCCUCAGGCUCCACAUGGCCAGUUGAUCAACUGAACAGCAGGAAGUAGAUGUGGAUAACUUGUGAGAGAGUUUAAACCCCUGUAACAUGAUAACAUGCUGGGACCUCUCAUAGUGAACCAGUUCACUUGGGUGUUAUUAUGACAAUUUAGAAUACAUGUAAUAGUAGAGAAUGAAUCAUCACUAAUUACUUACAUAUUGCUAGUGGUUUACGUGUAAAUAUAUAUAUACAACACAACUUGACAGGAUUAUCAUUUUCUUUGGUUGAAGAAAGUAUAUCCAUUGACUUAUUUGUGUUAGCACUGAUACAUUCCAUGGAAUUAUCAUAUGUAUAAUGCACAAUGCUUUUUUUUCUUUGUUAACUUUUUAUUGUUGUUUGUUACCUGAUAAUGUUGAAUUGGAAUGUUUUGUAUGGCUGUGUUGGUAAUUUCUGGAACUUCAACAGCUUGGGUUGGGGUGCCUAUGGUUUAGGUAUGAAAUGUAGCAUAUAAUUUGAAUAAAAGUUAAGCAGUGUUUGAA
Lingula anatina is the source of this 5254-nucleotide messenger RNA. Its product is annotated as long-chain-fatty-acid--CoA ligase ACSBG2. NCBI's taxonomy places the organism in Eukaryota, Metazoa, Brachiopoda, Lingulata, Lingulida, Lingulidae. The record is from RefSeq and is a predicted model, not a curated record. Gene Ontology annotation, cellular component: endoplasmic reticulum; membrane. Gene Ontology annotation, molecular function: long-chain fatty acid-CoA ligase activity.